AUGGAAAGGAAAUCAUUUUUAGAUCAAGAAGCACCUGAAGGAUAUGUUGCAGGUCUGGCAAGAGGUGCUGUUGGAUUUAGAACCAGUACAUCUCCAGAUAGUUUCAAUCGAGGAAUUGCCAUUGUACAAAAUGAAGAAGAAGAAGAGGAUGAAGACAACAAUAAUAAAACCACAACCCAAUUGAAUGAAAAUGGGAUUCUAUCUACAAAAAAACGAGGUAAAGAAGAUGAAGAUGAUGAAGAAGCCGAUCGAAUAUAUAAUGAAAUUGAAAAAAAACUACAAUCCAAAAAAAGGAAAUCCCCAAAUAAUAAAAAUGACAGAGCCAAGCCGACAGUCACCACCACCAAUGACAAUUCUUCUACUCAGUUUUCUGAUUUGAAACGACAAUUAGCAAAUUUAACCGAAGAUGAUUGGUUAAAUCUACCUGAACCUGGUGAUAUGACAAGGAAAAAUAAACGAACAAGAUUAUUAGAACAACAACAACAAAGAAUGUAUUCUGCUCCUGAUACAUUAAUAUCCACUUCUAGUUCAGCCACUGGUACCAACACAACAAAUUUCAAAUCAUUAUCUGAAUCAAGAGAUAAAUUAUUAGGGUCUCAAUUGGAUAAUUUAUUACCUGCAUAUGUUAAAACCAAUGGACAAUCGAUAAACAAUUCCAGUAGUGUUAGUGAAGAAUUACAACAAAGCAUAUUGAAUAUGACAGGAGUUGAACAAGAUUCAAAAUAUGCUAAUCUUCAAAAAAAUCGAGUUAUUUUAUCAUCAUUACGUAAAUCUGAACCUUAUAAACCAAGUUCAUGGAUUCUGUCAGCAAGAUUAGAAGAACAAGAUGGGAAGAAUUUAAAACUUGCUAAACAAUAUAUUUUAGAAGGUUGUAAAAAAUGUCCUAGAAAUGAUGAAAUUUGGUUAGAAAAUAUUCGAUUGAAUCAAUCUGAUAUUAAAUUAUGUAAACAAUUAAUUACUAAUGCCUUGAAUUAUAAUCCUAAAUCAGAAAAAUUAUGGUUAAAAGCUACUGAUUUGGAAACUAACAACAUAAACAAACGUAAAGUAUUAAUGAAAGGUUUAGAAAAAAUACCUAAUAAUGAUCAAUUAUGGGAGAAAUUAAUUGAAUUAGAAAAUGAUCCUAAUAUGGUGAAGAAAUUAUUAUUAAAAGCAGUUCAAUUAUGUUCUCAAAAUUGGGAAUUUUGGUCAGCUUUAUUAAAUAUAUCCAACUAUGAAGAAAGUAAAAAAAUCUUGAAUCAAGCUAGAAAAUCUAUAAAAGGCGUUAAAAAUAUAUUAAAAGUUUGGAUAACUGCUUGUCAAUUAGAAGAAAGAGAAUAUGGUGAAGAAACAAUUGAUAUUAAUAAAUUAAUUAAACUUAUGGAUAAAGCCAUGAAAGAAAUUUCAAUUUAUCAAAUGACAAAGGAUGAUUGGUAUAAAUUAGCUUGUGAUUCUGAAAGAGAAAAUUUCAAAGUCACUACUAAGGCCAUAAUUAUUAGUUAUUUGAAGUUUAAGGGGUUAGAUCAAUCAUCAAUAUUUGAAGAUGUUGAUAAAUUUUUCAAUGAUGGAUAUAUUAUUGUUGCUAAAUCAAUAUUAGAUUAUAUUGUUACUAAUUCAUCUAAUGAUAUUAAUAAAUGGAAAAAAGUCUUUAGUGUGAUUAAAAAAUUCAAUCAAGAAUUACCAUUAUUGUUUUCAUAUUAUGAUAAGGCAAUUUCUUUAAAUCCUCAAGUACCAUUAUUCUAUUUGAUGUAUGCUAAAGAUAAAUGGCAAUUAUCUAAAGAUAUCCCACAAGCUAGAUCAAUUUUAAAUUCAGGUGAAUUGGCAAAUCCAACUGAUUUAUCAAUAAAAUUUGCCAUUAUUAAAUUAGAACUUAAAACAGGUAAUUUACUAAAUGCUGAAAAAUAUAUUAAACACAUAAUUGAUACCAAACCAAUGGAAUCAGAGAAAUUUUGGUAUAAAUAUAUUCAUAUUCUAAGAUGUCUUAAUAGUGAUAUAACCGUAUUAAAAGAUGUGAUACAGAAGGCAUUGAAACUAUUCCCGAAUUGUUGGAAAUUAUAUCUUCAAAAUAUUCAAAUUUUAGAAGAUAUUGAUGAAUUGGAACAAGCAAGAGAAAAUGCUUUAGUGGGUGUUAAAAAAUGUCCUCAAUGUAUAUAUUUAUGGAUAAAAUUAUCUCAAAUUGAUGAAAAAGCUCAAAUCAUAAUUCGAGCUCGUUCAAUAUUAGAUCAAGCAAUAUUGCAAAACCCCAAUAAUCCAGAAAUUUGGGUUUAUAAAAUACAAUUUGAAAAACGAAUUGGUAAUUUAUCAUCAUUACAAAAUUUAACUAAUAAAGCCCUUAAACAAUUUCCUACUGAUCCUUGGUUAUGGAUUAUUAAUUUAUCAUUAAUCCCGAAAAUGUCUCAACGUAAAACAAUUUUCUUGGAUGCUUUAAAGGCAACUAAUAAUUCAAAUUUAAUAUUAUUGAUCAUUGGGGUAUUUUUUUGGUUUGAUGGGAAAUAUUCCAAAAGUAAAAAUUGGUUUGAAAGAAGUUUACAACUGGAUAAUACUAAUGGUGAUAUUUGGAGUUGGAUGUAUAAUUAUUUGAAAAAAUUUGGUACCCUGAAAGAACUAAACUCAUUUUUAAUUGAUUAUGAAUCAAAAUAUGAUUCAAUUAAUAAAGGUCAUUUUUUCAACAAGAUCAAUAAAGAUAUUAAAAAUUAUAACAAAUCUCCUAAAGAAAUUUUAGAUAUUGUCGCUAUAGAAGUUUUAAACUAUAUCAAAUGA
Candida albicans SC5314 is the source of this 2736-nucleotide messenger RNA. RefSeq names its product U4/U6-U5 snRNP complex subunit. Gene Ontology annotation, cellular component: U4/U6 x U5 tri-snRNP complex; catalytic step 2 spliceosome. Gene Ontology annotation, biological process: spliceosomal tri-snRNP complex assembly; mRNA splicing, via spliceosome. The transcript has a single exon. Lineage: Eukaryota; Fungi; Ascomycota; Pichiomycetes; Serinales; Debaryomycetaceae. Gene Ontology annotation, molecular function: protein binding. The record is from RefSeq and is a predicted model, not a curated record. The coding region runs from base 1 to 2736 and encodes 911 amino acids.